AUGGCCGAUGAUGCUCAGCAUGAACACACCUUUGAGAGCGCCGACGCUGGCGCCUCAGCCACGUUCCCCAUGCAGUGCUCUGCCCUGCGCAAGAACGGCUACGUCGUGAUUAAAAACCGCCCCUGCAAGAUUGUCGAGAUGUCUACCUCCAAGACUGGCAAGCACGGCCACGCUAAAGUCCACCUGGUCGCCAUCGACAUCUUCACCUCGAAGAAACUGGAGGAUCUCUGCCCUUCCACCCACAACAUGGAGGUGCCGAAUGUCUAUCGCAAAGAAUACCAAUUGCUUGAUAUCACCGAUGACGGCUUCCUGUCUCUCAUGUCCGAUGAUGGCUCCACCAAGGAUGAUGUCAAACUCCCAGAGGGCGAGGUGGGUGACAAGAUCGAGAAGCUCUUCCGUGUCGAGGAGAAGGAUACCAACGUCGUCGUUUUGACUGCCAUGGGUGAGGAGGUUGCUAUGGAUGCCAAGGAAGCCCCCCGCAGCUAG
Paracoccidioides brasiliensis Pb18 is the source of this 486-nucleotide messenger RNA. Its product is annotated as eukaryotic translation initiation factor 5A. Gene Ontology annotation, molecular function: ribosome binding; translation elongation factor activity; RNA binding. The record is from RefSeq and is a predicted model, not a curated record. Gene Ontology annotation, biological process: positive regulation of translational termination; positive regulation of translational elongation. Bases 1 to 486 code for a protein of 161 amino acids. The transcript is spliced from 4 exons.